Molecule: messenger RNA, 1798 nt
Organism: Aspergillus saccharolyticus JOP 1030-1
Lineage: Eukaryota; Fungi; Ascomycota; Eurotiomycetes; Eurotiales; Aspergillaceae
Product: glycoside hydrolase family 1 protein
Exons: 5
Coding region: 227-1678 (483 amino acids)
Biological process (GO): carbohydrate metabolic process
Molecular function (GO): beta-glucosidase activity
Source: RefSeq, a predicted model, not a curated record
CUUCAAGAUAAUGCUCUGGUUGGACCGUGACUGAAUCCUGCUCAUCAUUGCGGUCACUUUGACCCCCUCCUCAUCAGGUGGUAGAUGGUAGGGCAAGCAUGGGGUGAUCGAUCUAUAAAUACGCUGCAAUACCUCGCGCGGGGAACUUGACUUCCCAACACAACCCGCGUUCAUUACUUCAUCUCUAUCAUCUACACUACUUGUACAGUACAACUCAGACCGAACUAUGGGCUCAGCACCUGCCUCCACCCUUCCCAAGGAUUUCCUCUGGGGCUUUGCCACAGCCAGCUACCAGAUCGAAGGCGCCGUCACCGAGGACGGCCGCGGCCCGUCCAUCUGGGACACCUUCUGCAAGCUCCCCGGCAAGAUCGCCGACGGCUCCAGCGGCGAGGUGGCGUGUGACUCGUACCACCGGGGGGACGAGGACAUUGCAUUGUUGCAGCAAUGCGGGGCGAAAGCGUAUCGAUUUUCGAUUUCAUGGUCCCGCAUCAUCCCCCUCGGCGGCCGCAAUGACCCCAUCAACCAGAAAGGCCUCGACCACUACAUCCGGUUCCUUGACGCCCUGCACGCCGCCAAUAUCACCCCGCUCGUCACCCUCUACCACUGGGACCUACCCGACGCACUCGAGCAGCGGUACGGCGGGCUGCGCAAUAAAGACGAGUUCGUGGCGGACUUCACGCACUACGCGCGCACGCUGUUCGCCGCGUUUGGCUCCCGCGUGAAACACUGGAUCACCUUCAACGAGCCCUGGUGCAGCGCGGUGCUGGGGUACAACGUCGGGCAGUUUGCGCCGGGCCGCACGAGCGACCGGUCCAAGAGUGCGGUGGGGGAUGGGUCGCGCGAGCCGUGGAUCGUGGGACAUAAUCUGUUGGUGGCGCAUGGGGCAGCGGUGAAGGUCUAUCGGGAGGAGUUUAAGGGGAGGGAUGGGGGGGAGAUUGGGAUUACGUUGAAUGGCGACUGGGCCGAACCCUGGGACCCCUCCUCCCCCGCCGACAUCGAAGCCUGCACGCGCAAGAUCGAAUUCGCCAUCUCCUGGUUCGCCGACCCCAUCUACCACGGCAAGUACCCGGACAGCAUGGUGCAGCAGCUCGGCGACCGGCUCCCGCGCUGGACGCCCGAGGAGCUGGCGCUCGUGCACGGCAGCAACGACUUCUACGGGAUGAACCACUACUGCGCCAACUACAUCAAGGCCAAGACGGGGGAGCCCGACCCCACCGACACCGCCGGCAACCUGGAAAUCCUGCUGCAGAACAAAGCCGGCGAGUGGAUCGGCCCGGAGACCCAGUCGGCGUGGCUCCGGCCCUGUGCGGCUGGGUUCCGGAAGCUGCUGAAGUGGCUGAGUGACCGCUACGGCCGGCCGAAGAUCUAUGUGACGGAGAACGGGACCAGCCUGAAGGGGGAGAAUGAUUUGCCGGUGGAGGAGCUGCUGCGGGAUGAGUUUCGCGUGCAGUAUUUCCGGGACUAUAUUGCCGCGAUGGCGGAUGCGUAUACGUUGGAUGGGGUGGAUGUACGGGCGUAUAUGGCGUGGAGUUUGAUGGAUAACUUCGAGUGGGCGGAGGGGUACGAGACUCGCUUCGGGGUCACGUAUGUGGAUUAUGAGAAUGGGCAGAAGCGAAUUCCUAAGGAGAGUGCUAAGCAGAUUGGGAAGAUCUUUGAGCAGUAUAUCGGGAAGGAGUGAUUGCCUUUUUCGUUGACUACUGAACUGAAUCGUUGACUCUCUGGCUGGUUGUACAUGUGUAGAUAAAGCAUUAUGUGGGAGUGUCAAUUCCGAUGAUCAAGACUGAAGAUUGAUGCUAAG